Messenger RNA from Mollisia scopiformis, 2799 nucleotides. RefSeq names its product P-loop containing nucleoside triphosphate hydrolase protein. Bases 1 to 2799 code for a protein of 932 amino acids. Gene Ontology annotation, molecular function: nucleic acid binding; RNA helicase activity; ATP binding. Gene Ontology annotation, cellular component: nucleus. The transcript has 4 exons. The record is from RefSeq and is a predicted model, not a curated record. Lineage: Eukaryota; Fungi; Ascomycota; Leotiomycetes; Helotiales; Mollisiaceae.
AUGGCUUCGCAAAUAUACUCGAGCUUCGAAUCCUCUAUGUCUACCCCGCCAGCGACUCGACAAGAUGCUUCCUCAACAUAUUCAAGAUAUAUUCCUCCCUCCAAGAAGAAGCAGCCCGGCAUAAGCCUUCCAAAUCCUCCUCGAGCGGAUUCGCAAUCCCCUCCUCCAAGCCCAAAACGGAAACUCGCAGAGCUGGAAGAUCACAAUGACGAGACCAGUCCAGUGCAAACCAAGAAGCAGAAGAGGAAGCACAUGGAUGGUCCCGAAAUCGUAUCCAACCUCCAGCAAAUUUCCAAACCAACAGCUGUUUUGAUCCCUGCCGCAGACUACUAUGGACCAGAUGAGCCCUUUCAAAGUCCAGCUCCCACUAAAGGACGAAAAGAGAAAAAGAAAGCGAAGGAGAAGGAGAAAAAGAAGAAGCAGAAGAUGACGAGCACAGUGCCUUCAGAUGGAAGCACUGUACCGCAAUCUGGGGAGGCAUUGGCCCUUCGCAUUGGCGAUAAGCACAAAAAGAUCAAGACGCCGAAACCAGAGUCUGACGAGAUACCAGCUGCAGUUCUUGACGAGAAAGCUGAAGACGAGAACAAGAGCGAUGAUUUCAAACGGCAUAGGAAGCUUCUCAAGAAACGGGAAAAGUCCAUACGGAAAGCAGAGAAACUUGCAAAGAAGGACCCAGAAGGAUCAACUGCUGAGAUUCUGGUUGAACCAUCAUUACCUCACGAAGAGGAGGAAAUCCACGAUCUGGUGCCAUUACCCCAGCCUGAGCCCAUUCCAGAACCCCCAGAGCCGUCAAUAACUGCUUCGCUACCUCCUUGGAUUGCAUCACCGAUCCGAGUCCCAUCCACCACGACUGCGAGCUUUGGAGAUCUCGGUCUGUCAAAUGAUAUUGCUGCUGCUCUUGAAGAGAAAGGGUUCAAGGAUGCAUUAGCAAUUCAAGCAGCAGUUCUGCCACUCCUCCUCCCCGGAAAGUCACAACAAUCAGGAGAUGUCCUUGUAUCUGCUGCUACGGGCUCUGGAAAAACUCUGGCUUAUGUGCUUCCAAUGAUUGAGGAUAUCAGUCGCAACCGACAUGUAGGCGUUCAGGGUCUUAUCAUUGUUCCCACGCGGGAAUUGGUUGCUCAAGCACGACAGGUUUGUGAUGUCUGUUCCUCCGUCUUCUCCAAGGUUGAUGGAUAUUCACAGCGACCUCUAAUUGGGACUGCUGUUGGUAAUGAAACAUUACAAAUCGAACAAGAGGCUCUAAUGGGCGAGGAGCUGGUGUUUGAUCCUAUGGGCUACGACGCCGAAACGAAAGCUGCAAAUGCGGCUUGGGAAAGUUCGGAUCAACCUUUGCCAGAUAGGGAACUGUUCCCACAAUAUGAGUAUAAAGCUAGGAUACCUGGUCAUGUCAUCAAGCCCUUUGUGAAGGUUGACAUCUUAAUAUGUACUCCUGGGAGACUCGUUGAUCAUCUCAAAUCUACACCCGGAUUUUCUCUGCAGCACCUUCGCUGGCUCGUUGUUGACGAAGCAGACAAACUGUUGGACCAGAGCUUCCAACAGUGGCUAGAUCUUGUCAUGGAUCAGAUGCAAUCAUACAGAAGGCAUAUCCGAGAUCGCGUACGCAAGGUCAUUCUGAGUGCUACCAUGACAAGCGACAUUGGACAAUUAACUUCACUAAAGCUUUACCGUCCGAAAUUUGUUGUCCUGGAAAGCUCUUCGAGUGAUGGCAUGGAUUCUGCACACCUACUUGCCUUGCCAGCUCUUUUGAAAGAAUCUGGUGUGAAGGUCGAGGACGAUGCGAUCAAGCCACUCUAUCUGAUUGAACUUUUGAGACGAGUAGGCCUCAUCUCCAACGUUGUUCCCAUCGAAUCUGACUCCUCGGACACCGAUUCUUCCGAUUCGGAGUCAGAUUCAGAAAGUCAAGCAUCAACGGACAGAGAUUCCAACCAAGUCAGUGAUUUGAUGUCUCCAAAGACCAACAACACAGACCCCCAAGCACCUAUCGGAGUUAGACCAGCUACUUCCGGUGUUCUGAUAUUUACCAAGUCCAAUGAAACUGCAGUCCGCCUCAGUCGUCUUGUAACGAUUCUCUGCCCAACAAGAUCAUCUCAGAUUGGUGUUUUGACAUCAACAACUCCUCGCCAGACUCGGCAACGUACCAUAUCCUCGUUCUCCUCUGGCAGAGUCGCCAUACUUGUCGCAUCUGACCUCGUAUCUCGAGGACUUGAUCUUCAAAAUUUGGCUCAUGUAAUCAACUACGAUGUUCCGACGAGUCUAACGAGUUAUAUUCAUCGGAUUGGACGGACGGCAAGGGCGGGAAAGGAAGGGCAUGCUUGGACUUUGUUUACAUCUAGUGAGGGUGGGUGGUUCUGGCGCGAGAUUGCGAGGAAUCAGAGAGUUCAGCGAGUCGGUAAUGUGAAGGUGGAGAGGGUGAAUAUCAAGAAAGAGGUAUUUGACAAUGAGAGGCAAAGGUACGAGGAUGCAUUAGAUGCAUUGGAGAAGGAGGCGACUAGCAGAGCUGUCCGACAAACGGAGCGUGAACCAGAUUCUGAAAACUUACAGUCCAAUCUCCGUGAUUGUUGCAACAAUGCCAAUGGGUCCACUGAAGAGAAUCUCGUGGAAAACCUCAUUUGUGACGACGAACAUUUCCAAGUUGGGCGAAUCUACGAGAGCAUAAAAUUCACUCUUGUCGUUGAAUGUCUGUCCAUGGACAGGGACUUGAAAAAGGUAUUUGAAAAUCCUUCACUAUUUGCGGAGUACGAACAUUGUUCCCUUCGUCAACAGCACAUAUUACUAGGGACAUCAGGGACAUUACAAUAG